AUGGCGCCAGGCCAAGGCCAGAAAGGCAACCCGAACGAUCCUCGAUCAGAAGAAUCGAAGAAGAAGGAUUUGAUUGCACGCGGCGAUUACACACCCACACCAGCUGGCAAAGUAACCUUCUUCCUCCUACGCGGCAUCGAGCCUGUCCUUCAAUAUUCAAUCCUCGCGCAUGGCCUCGGCACAUCUGUCCUACAUCGCGUAGGACUGCGAACACUACCUCCCGGAUUGCCAACGCAUACAGGCAUAUCUCUGAUCGAUGGCUUGGGCCUGUCACCAUACCGAUUGGUAUUGCUUGGAAUGGCGGUUGGCGCAGCUGUGAAGCAGAACAUCUGGGUAACAGCACUUUCCGGAGAGCCAAUGCCAGUCAACGGCGCCAUCGCGGUGGGUCUGUUCAACGCUGUCUUUAACAGUCUGAGCACCUACGCCUUCCUCACAUCAGCUACCUCCGCCUCGACCGAAGCCACUUUCCCACAACCCGCGCUCCUCGUCGGCAGCUCGCUAUACGUCGUAGGCAUCGUGACGGAACUUGUCGCAGAAAUACAACGCAAGCGCUUCAAGGCGGACCCCAACAACAAAGGCAAAGCUUACACGGGAGGUCUUUGGAGCUUCGCGCGCCACAUCAACUACGGUGGCUACACAAUCUGGCGAGCGGGUUAUGCCAUGGUCGGAGGAGGAUACACGUUGGGUGCGUUAGUAGGAGCCUUCUUCGCGUGGGAUUUCACACAGCGGGCAAUCCCGAUACUUAACGAGUAUUGCGAGAAGCGCUAUGGUGCGCAAUGGGAGGACUUCAAGCAGAAGACUCCGUACCAGCUGAUUCCCUACGUCUACUAG
Molecule: messenger RNA, 831 nt
Organism: Alternaria ethzedia
Lineage: Eukaryota; Fungi; Ascomycota; Dothideomycetes; Pleosporales; Pleosporaceae
Exons: 1
Coding region: 1-831 (276 amino acids)
Cellular component (GO): membrane
Source: RefSeq, a predicted model, not a curated record